AUGGGUGUAGUUCUGACCAUAGGUAGCAACGGUGGAGGUGGGAGCCCAGGUCCACCUCUCCAAGGACUCAAAGGCUCCCUCCAGCGGCUGCAACUGGAAUACGUGGACGUGGUCUUUGCAAAUCGUCCAGACAGCAACACCCCCAUGGAAGAAAUUGUCCGAGCCAUGACACACGUUAUCAACCAAGGCAUGGCGAUGUACUGGGGCACCUCGAGGUGGAGCGCAAUGGAGAUCAUGGAAGCCUACUCCGUGGCACGGCAGUUCAACAUGAUCCCACCUGUCUGCGAACAAGCUGAGUACCAUCUUUUCCAGAGAGAGAAGGUGGAGGUCCAGCUGCCAGAGCUCUACCAUAAAAUAGGGGUCGGUGCAAUGACGUGGUCUCCGCUUGCCUGUGGAAUUAUUUCAGGAAAAUAUGGAAAUGGGGUGCCAGAAAGUUCUAGAGCUUCACUGAAGUGCUACCAGUGGUUGAAGGAAAGAAUUGUAAGUGAAGAAGGGCGAAAACAGCAAAAUAAGCUGAAAGACCUCUCUCCGAUUGCUGAGCGCCUGGGAUGCACACUACCUCAGCUAGCUGUGGCAUGGUGCCUGAGAAAUGAGGGUGUGAGUUCUGUGCUCCUGGGAUCAUCCACUCCUGAGCAACUCAUUGAAAACCUUGGUGCCAUUCAGGUCCUCCCUAAGAUGACAUCACAUGUGGUAAAUGAGAUUGACAACAUACUGCGCAACAAGCCCUACAGCAAAAAGGACUAUAGAUCAUAAGGCAAUGCAUGAGCCACAGAAGCUGCAUGGGUAAAAUCAUGUGGGUAGGCAGUGCAGAACGACCUUACUAGCCACUCUUUCCAAUCACUUAGCAGCUUGCUGCUCAACCUCUAGUGUCCCAGGAUUCUCUGAGGUUUCUGCUGUUGCAACCACUGUGCACCCUGCGUUCUGAACACAUCUGAAAAUUCAUAACCCAGAAAAUCCAUUCUAUUUUCUUAUCUUGGACUGGUUCCCUAUCCUUGCAUUGCUGUGUACCUCAUGUUUCUGCAAUGAAAAGAAUACUGGGGUAGGGGAAUCUACUAUCUUCAGAAGAAGGCUGUACAUAUAUAUUUUUUUUCAAAAGAGCAAAAUUCACAAGAUAUAGUAUGUGAACUACAUAGGAAAUAGGAUAUCCUCGCUCUUUGGUCUUGCUCGGGAGAACAAACAGAACUAAUUUACUUUUCUUUUUUCACAUUUCAUAUUCAUACUAACAAGUUUUAUGUCACCUGUCAUUCAACACAAAAAUUUCUAGGUAUUUGCUUUUACUAUCUUUGAAGUUCUUUGUUGUUGCUUGGCCCUGUACCAUCUAGCUGGAGUGCCUCUCAGGAUUCUAAUGUGUCCAUUCACAUAAAGGUAUGAAUACCCCUAUCUUUACUAGAUACAUUAAUGGCUAAUUUAUAAAUGGGUUACAAUGCUAUGGAAACAGCUUUAAAGAAAAUGUUAAGCAUUCAUUUUUUUUUUUUUUUUUUUACAUUCUAUUAAAACCUGCCUAUACUUUCAAUUGCUUAUAGGCACAAUUCUGCAAUUUUAAAUAUCUGAGCUUUAGAAUUAUACCCAUGCUCAGUUUUGUAAUUAAACCUAUAAAUACCUGGAAAGGCAAAUACUCAGUUUACCACUGGGACAAUGUAAUAUAAUGCUUGGUAUUUUCCGAGAAGUUAUUAACAUGAAAACAAAUCCUAGGCAACAUGAAAGAAAAAAAGUCUCAUUCCUCAGCAUAUGCUGGAUGAAUUAACUUGCCCAAAGAAAAAGCAAACUUUUAAAAAAGCUCCUUAUUCUAACUGUAUCACACACUACAAUAUAUGCAUGAAAGCUCUUUGCAUGCAAUAAACGAGCUUAACUUUUGCUCAGAAUCUUGAGAUGCACCCAGCCCUGCCUCUAAGCUACUCCCCCUCACUGUAUCCCACUUGAGAAAAAUUCUCAGACUAUACUGUGUGUUAUAUCUGUAAAUAAGGAGAAAACACGAGGUGUUUUUUUUUUCUUUCUUUUCUGUAAAGGUGGGGUCAUUUUCUAUCUGUCCAUCUGUAGAUGGAAAAAAAAAUUCUACUUUACCUAGUUAGCAAGUUCUCCAUCACUUUCAGAUUUACACAAGAAAUAUAUGAACUUAAAAUCAUUUUCAGAUAUGUAUAACAUGGUUAAGUUCUAAAUCUUAAACUAUCAGUGAAAGAUAUCAACAAAUAUGAUUGUUACUACCUACAGCCUAGUAGGCAAUUGAAAAGUUUCACCAAUGAGUAUCUGACUAAUGAUGGAGAUAAAUUAACUUUCCAGCUAUUCACUGUAAAUUUAAUCCUCUGAACUACUGUAUGUAUAAAUGAGUGAAGUGCUGUCUAAAAAAAAAAAAAAUCAAUUCAUUUGCUUAAGAGUAAUAAAGGCAUCUGUGAAA
This is a messenger RNA of Psammomys obesus (fat sand rat), 2392 nucleotides long. Its product is annotated as voltage-gated potassium channel subunit beta-1. Gene Ontology annotation, biological process: transmembrane transport; potassium ion transport; negative regulation of delayed rectifier potassium channel activity. Gene Ontology annotation, cellular component: extrinsic component of cytoplasmic side of plasma membrane; voltage-gated potassium channel complex; cytoplasm. The transcript has 8 exons. Bases 1 to 753 code for a protein of 250 amino acids. NCBI's taxonomy places the organism in Eukaryota, Metazoa, Chordata, Mammalia, Rodentia, Muridae. Gene Ontology annotation, molecular function: transmembrane transporter binding; potassium channel regulator activity; voltage-gated potassium channel activity. The record is from RefSeq and is a predicted model, not a curated record.